AUGCCCGAUAACGACGAUCCCCCAACGGGAAGGAUGCUUCCCGAGCCGACGCUGACUCUCACCCUACCCAGCAUCCAUGACGGCACCGUCCUCGACUGUCGCGUCUUCCACCCUUACUCCCUCAGCCCAUCUCCGCGGGCGCCUCCGUGGCAGAGACAUGCAGCCGUCAUCGCCCACCCCUACGCGCCCCUCGGCGGCUGCUAUGACGACCCGGUCGUCGACGUCGUCGCCGCCACGCUGCUACGCCUGGGCUUCCUAGUUGCCACUUUCAACUUCAGGGGAGCCUCCGGUUCCGCAGGCCGGACAUCAUGGACAGCCAAAGCCGAGCGCGCAGACUACGUCUCCGUCGUAGGCUUCGUCUCGCACUACGCCCACCACCUCGACCCCUUCCGGCAGGGACCCGCCGCCAGCAGCGAUGCAGAACACCCCGACAAGCCGCCGCCGCCGCCGCCGCCGCCGCCCUCCACCGCGCCCCUUCUCCUCCUAGCCGGCUACUCCUACGGCGCCAUGGUGACAGCCCAGCUCCCUGGCCUAGCAACCAUGCACGCGCCCUUCUCGACUCCCGCGACCGGCUCCCCCGCCGCCGAGAUCCGCCACCGGGCAGAGCACCUCGCGGCAGCGCAGAACGCCGCCCUAGGCGAGGCGCGCACCGCGCUCCAGGUCUCGAAAGGCAACGGGAGCGCGACCGCCUCGCCGCGCAAGUCGCUCGGGGUCCGCGUCGGGGGCGACGAGGACAUACGGCGGAGCCACGAGUCCGGCGGGGGGCGGCGGUCGCUGUCUCUGGAGGUGGAGGAGCGGUUCCGGCGGGGGGUGGCCAAGGCGAGGCGCGGGGGCCGGCACGGCAAGGGCGGCGGUGGCGAGGAGCAGCAACGGCCUGCCGCUGCUGGUGAAGCCGACGACCGCCUGCCCGCGCCGGUGGACCCGCCGAGAUAUCGCGCCGCGUACCUGCUCGUGUCGCCGCUGCAGGGCGUCGUGACCAACCUGGCGACCAUGUCGUUCCCCAACCCUUUCCUGAGGAGGAGGAAGAGCAGCAAGAAGGGGAAGCCGACGGCGCUUCCGAGGGCCGACGAUGACGACAACGCCCAGGAUGCGAGCGGCGACGGCGACGGCGAUCCGGUCUCGGCGGAGGGCGAGCAGAAGCUCGUCCGCAACCCGACGCUGGCCGUGUACGGGGACCAGGACGUGUUCGUGUCAGCGAGGAAGCUGCGCGAGUGGGCGCGCCGGCUGGAGGGCGCCGCCGGCUCGCGGUUCCGCGCCCACGAGGUGUCGACGGCCGGCCAUUUCUGGACCGAGGAGAGGGUCUUGUAUGUGAUGCGGAAUGCGAUGACGACGUUUGCCGAGGGACUGCUUGCGGGGUGA
Messenger RNA from Phialemonium atrogriseum, 1359 nucleotides. RefSeq names its product Alpha/Beta hydrolase protein. Bases 1 to 1359 code for a protein of 452 amino acids. The transcript is spliced from 2 exons. NCBI's taxonomy places the organism in Eukaryota, Fungi, Ascomycota, Sordariomycetes, Cephalothecales, Cephalothecaceae. The record is from RefSeq and is a predicted model, not a curated record.